Solanum stenotomum is the source of this 2172-nucleotide messenger RNA. RefSeq lists its product as uncharacterized. Lineage: Eukaryota; Viridiplantae; Streptophyta; Magnoliopsida; Solanales; Solanaceae. The record is from RefSeq and is a predicted model, not a curated record. The transcript has 3 exons. Bases 91 to 2172 code for a protein of 693 amino acids.
GUACAGCAGUAAAACCCUAACUGAGCUUCAAAUCCUGCAAAAUAGAACAAAUUAACCGAACAACUCUUCUUCAAAUCCCGUAAACGAAGGAUGCACUACUUCACGUCUCUUCAUCAUGCUCCCAAAAUUCUAACUAUUUAUUCCAGUUUACAGAAGCUUGAAAUCACAAAUCGUUACUUCCUUCUUCAGUUAAGGAAGAAGUUGGAAUUAUUUUGGGAUUUUCUCUGUAUGCUGCCAAAUCGAAGACCAGCCAGUGAGAAAGUCAGAAGUUUGCCAGGAAGCAUGAGUUCCAUUAGAGUUGAUCGCACGUGGAUGUAUAAGAGACUUGUGCCAAGUCGAACAACAGUCACUUCUGAGUUUAUAGAAGGUGUGCGUGGAUUUAUAGAGUUUGCAUUAAUGCAACCUGAUUUUGUUUCUAAUGGAAGUAUAAGGUGCCCUUGUUCAAAAUGUAAAAACAGUAGUGGGUUUCUUGAACCUCAUGAUAUUAGAUCUCAUUUAUACAAGCAUGGUUUCAUGCCCAACUAUCAUCAAUGGGAAUCACAUGGGGAGUCUUUUGUACCAAUUUCUAGGCCUCAACCUAGUACCAAUAGAAGUGAUGACAUAGGUUCUAAUAGAACACCAAUAAAUCCAUAUCGUACUAUGGUCUUGGAUGCAGCUGGUCCUAGUUUCAACUUAGACAGUGAUGUAUUUGAUAUGGAUGUUGAUGAAGAAGAACCUCCUAAUCAAAAUGCUCAAGAAUUUUUUGAUAUGUUGAAAGCUGCUGAAGAGCCAUUGUUUGAUGGAUGUCGGACUCAUUCUCCCCUGUCAGCAGUGUGCAGGUUGUUGAACAUUAAGUCUGAGUCUAACAUGAGUGACAAUUGCUAUAAUCAAAUUUUGCUAUUUUUGAAGGAGCUCUUACCUGAAGAUGCAAAAUUACCUGCUGAUUACUAUAGGACUAAACAAAUGGUUGCAAAACUUGGGCUAGGAUAUGAAAAGAUAGAUGUAUGUCAGACAGGUUGUAUCCUAUAUUACAAGGAUAAUAAAGACAGAAGAGAUUGUCCAAAGUGUGGUAAACCGCGCUACAAGCCUAAGAGAAGACGCAGUGGAAGGCAAAAAGAUGUUCCAUAUAAAGUACUCCGUUACUUUCCUAUAACUCCGAGGUUGCAGCGAUUAUAUAUGUCAACAAAGACAGCUGAACAUAUGACAUGGCACUGGAAAUACCGUCGAGAACCUGGGGUAAUGAGUCAUCCAAGUGAUGGAGAGGCAUGGAAGAAGUUUGAUCAGUGUCAUCCUAACUUUGCAAGCGAGCCUCGAAAUAUAAGACUUGGACUUGCAGCUGAUGGAUUUAGUCCUUAUGGGAAUAUGGCCCAUCCUUAUUCUUGUUGGCCAGUAAUCAUUACACCGUACAAUCUGCCACCCGAAAUGUGCAUGACUAGCCCUUAUAUGUUCUUAAGUCUUCUCAUUCCUGGUCCAAAGAGCCCUGGAAAUAAUAUAGAUAUAUACUUAGAACCUCUUAUUGAUGAAUUAAAGCAAUUAUGGGUUGAUGGGGUUGAGACUUAUGAUUCACAUAAGAAACAGAAUUUUCAAAUGCGAGCUGCACUUAUGUGGACUAUUAAUGAUUUCCCAGCUUAUGGAAUGUUGUCUGGUUGGAGCACACACGGUCUAUUAGCAUGCCCUUGUUGUAUGGGUAAAAGUAAGGCAUUUUACUUAAAACAUGGGAGAAAAGGCUCAUUCUUUGAUUGUCAUCGUAAAUUUUUGCCUAUGGGUCAUCCAUUUCGAUGGGAUAGAAAGUCAUUUUUAAGAGGAAGGGUUGAGAACUCUACUCCUCCUCAUAGGUUGUCUGGUGAAGAAGUUUGGAACAAAGUUUGUACCUUACCAAAAGUGUGUGAUCAUCACGCCUCCAGUAAGUUGCCAGGGUUUGGGGAUCAACAUAAUUGGACAAAACAAAGCAUUUUUUGGGAAUUGCCAUAUUGGAGUACAAAUAUUAUUCGGCAUAAUCUUGAUGUGAUGCAUAUUGAGAAAAAUGUGUUUGAUAAUAUAUUCAACACAAUAAUGGAUGUAACGGAUAAAACAAAAGACAAUUUAAAUUCUAGAAGGGAUGUGCAAAAUUGUUGCAAUCGUUCAGAGCUUGAAUUGUUGGUGCUAAUAUUAUUUUUUGAAACUCAAUAUUGCUCAUUGUUGAGGUUCCAUUAA